Molecule: messenger RNA, 1236 nt
Organism: Chara braunii
Lineage: Eukaryota; Viridiplantae; Streptophyta; Charophyceae; Charales; Characeae
Source: the annotation of a GenBank genome assembly
GGUGUCCAUCAUGGCCCUGCUGCUCGUUGUGACAAUGACGGUGAUGCUAGUGGGUUGCGGGCACCCCUUCGGUGGUGGCACUAUCGUGAAGGCGUACGGUGCCCCAGCGUCCCAAGCAGCUGCUGCCUCCUCGCCGACAGUAGGUGCAGCUUCUUCGUCUACUGUGAGAUUCUCGGGGAGGGAUUGGAACACACGGACGUCCACCGGGGUAGAGGAGCCUGGACCUAAUCGCUGGGAUGGAAGUCUGGCCACCGUGGAUGAGCAAGGAAGACUGCAUCUGAAGAUCUCCAAGAACGUGCAAGGAGGGUGGUCUUGUGCCGACGUUUUCCUGCCGUCUUCUCUGGGGUACGGCACCUACACGGUGAGGGUGUCAUCGGCCACGAAUGAUCUGCAUGAAAACGUGGUGUUUGGGCUUUUCACCUACGCCGACGUCGCCCAAAGCGAGCUCUCCAACCCGCAUCGCGAGUUCGACGUGGAGGUCGCGAGCAACAUCACAAACACUCAGUACGCCGUGCAGCCAUACCAGCUGCCGGGUCAACGCCUGCGCUUCUCCGUCCCCGGACCGGACGCCACUAUCCAUGCGAUGACCUGGUCGCCCAACGAGCGGUCCUGGACCAGCACCUCCGCCUCGUCGGGUGCGCAUCUGCAGUCCCGGUCCUUCGAGAGCACGCCGGAAGUGGGCGCCGUGCCACCACCAGGCACCGAGGUGUUCCACAUCAACCUGUGGCUGUACGAAGCCAGCCUGCCGCAAGACCACGCCGACGUCGAGAUUGUACUCGACUCCUUCUCCUUCGAGCCUCUCAAGGCUCCGUCUCGAAAACUUCUUUCACUCCAGCGGCAUAGCGGGCACCGUCGUCGUCGGUCAGAGUCGUCAUGAUCAAUGGUCGUCCUGACAGGUGGUGUUUAAGUUAUUAUUUGUCAAUCUAUUUAUUUCAAUCGUUUUGAUUACCGUCCAGUCUGUUUAUUUAUGCCAAGGUGUUAAAUAGAUGUGGUUACCUCUUCCUUUCCUGUUCGGAAUGAGGUUUGGGCUCAACGCUUUGGGGACAUGGCGGCGUUGAACUUUCCUUAUUCCGGCCUUUCGGACAGCACUUGACCGGUGCUCAUCACCAUCCACCGUUCUUAUCGCGAUGACGAUCUGGUCGAGUAGUGAUGUAUUGAGUUCGUCUUGGUUUGAAAAUCGCUCCAUGUACUCCAUGACACCCAUGCUGGUCUUUUAUCAGCUAAAGCAAUUUUUAC